Ipomoea nil (Japanese morning glory) is the source of this 1219-nucleotide messenger RNA. Its product is annotated as xyloglucan endotransglucosylase/hydrolase protein 22-like. Gene Ontology annotation, biological process: cell wall biogenesis; xyloglucan metabolic process. The record is from RefSeq and is a predicted model, not a curated record. The transcript has 3 exons. Gene Ontology annotation, cellular component: apoplast; cell wall. Lineage: Eukaryota; Viridiplantae; Streptophyta; Magnoliopsida; Solanales; Convolvulaceae. Gene Ontology annotation, molecular function: hydrolase activity, hydrolyzing O-glycosyl compounds; xyloglucan:xyloglucosyl transferase activity. Bases 146 to 1015 code for a protein of 289 amino acids.
UCUUCCAAUCCCCAAAACAUCAUCAAUUCCAUCACAAUAUAUAAAACCCAAGUCUUCUUCUUCUUAGCUUCAUUCUUCACAACACGUACUGUUACGUUGGUUCCCAUCUGCAUAUGUACUAGGAAUCAUAGCUUAGCUUGACGAGAUGUCAUCAUCUAAUAAGCUCCAGCUUUGUAUGAUAAUAGCGGCCAGCCUAGUGGCGGUGGCCCUGGCCGGAAACUUCUACCAAGAUGCCCAAAUGUAUUUCGGCAAUGGACGCGGCCAAGUUCUCGAUGGAGGCAAGAUGAUCGCCCUCAAACUCGACAAAGAAUCCGGUUCCGGCUUCCACUCCAAAAAUGAGUAUCUUUUCGGCAGAUUUGACAUGCAACUCAAGCUUGUCCCCGGCAAUUCUGCUGGCACUGUCACCACCUUUUAUCUAUCAUCUCUGGGAGAAGGGCACGAUGAAAUCGACUUUGAAUUCUUGGGGAAUGUAUCUGGGCAACCUUACACAGUCCAUACCAAUGUAUAUUCUCAGGGGAAAGGUAACAAGGAGCAACAGUUUCAUCUCUGGUUCGACCCAACCGCCGCAUUUCACACUUACACCAUUCUCUGGAACCCUCAAAGAAUCAUUUUCAUGGUGGAUAACAAUCCUAUUAGAGUAUUCAACAAUCACGAGAGCAUUGGGAUUCCAUUCCCAAAGAGCCAGCCAAUGAGAGUAUACUGCAGUUUGUGGAAUGCAGAUGACUGGGCGACCCAGGGAGGAUUGGUGAAGACAGAUUGGUCACACGCUCCCUUCACUGCCUAUUACAGAAACUUCAAUGCCAACGCUUGUGUGGUAACAAACGGAGUUUCCUCCUGCAAUUCCAUAGCAGCAGCAUCAAACAGCAAUCAAGAAUGGCUAACGCAGGAGCUUGAUGGGAAGGGCAGGAAUAGAGUCCGAUGGGUACAAAGCAAGCAUAUGGUCUACAAUUACUGCGCCGACGCCAAGCGCUUCCCGCAGGGCUUCUCUGCUGAAUGCAAACGCUCAAGGUUCUAAGACAAUCGGAAAUUAAUGCAUGGGAUAAUGAUGAUUGAUGAAUUCUUGAGUUUGAUUUUUAGUUUCAACAUUUUAUAUGCGUGAGUGUGGUUUGUUAAAGAUAAAUUCUUUAUUCUUUGUCAUUUCAAUAAGGGAAGUUCGUGGCUUGUAAUCGAAUAUAUUAUAUGUAUUGUAAUAAUAAUUGCUGUUCGUUUCUUGAUUAAA